AUGGAGUUGCGCGUGUUUUUCCUCCCCUUGGUCGCUUCAACUCAACUGGUCGCCGCCGAGCUUCCCCAUCUCUCUGUCAGUGAGUUCAAACAGCAGCAGCACAAUCUCCAGCGUCUGCAUCACCUUAAACAGCAGCAGCACGCUGACAACUUGAUGUUGUCAAAUCUGGAAAUGGAUCCCAAUAUUGCCGAUCUGACGAAGCAGGCCCGAUGUGUCGAUCCUUAUCGUUCGAUACCAAUGUACGGAUGGAGAUGGUUCCAACGUAAGUUUAACAACAUCAAAGAAGCACUAGGCUGUUGGGAUAUCACCGAAGAGCAAGCGAAGAUGCGAGACACCUCAUUCGAGACUAGGCGCGCAAAGUGCAUUCGACGAGUGCUCAUUGACCGUGGUUUCUUCGGGAAGGACCAAGUGCUCAGCGAAACGCACGUCAACGACAUUCUGUGCCACGUCCUGACGGAAGCCGUCCGCAGCAAGGACCCAAGAAUUCAGUUCGCUCGUCGCGUCAAGCUAUGCAUGCGCGAAAUACUCGCUGACAUCCAGCUGAACAAUACUGUAAACAUCGAAGAUAUCCGAUUGGAAUGCAUGCAGAAGCACAAAUCUACCUCGAUGAAGCCCGACAUCCAAACCGGUCAGCUCGGUGCUGAGUUCAAUUACGGACAAGAAAUGUACAUCCAGGCAGUACGAACGGCAGACGCGGUACUCGCUGAGAUGAAUCACUGUUUGAGAUACUUCGGUCUUGUGGCAAAGGAAGCGGAUGAGUAUGAGCGGCUCGAAGAGUCAUGCAAAGGGACUCUGCAAUCGAAGCGCAGCCUGGAAACGUUAGAUGAAGACACACAGCUCGACAUCUGCAUAUUCUCGCACAGCGUCAAGGGGCGUGUCGCCAAAGAAGACAUCGAAGUGCAGUUCGAGUGUCUGAAUCAAUACCUAGAAUCGACGUCGAACUCCGACAGGAGUAAAGCGGUCCUCCUCGAUCUCUUCUGGAAUCAAACUCGACCCAUCUAUCUGGAGCAGCAAAUGUCGUGCAAAGCUCUGAGUGGCCGGCCGAAAUGGACCAAAGUCCUAAACGGUUGGAACCUUACGUGCGAAAGGCUGAGAAGCAUCAAAGCGAAACGUCAAGUUCCGGAAGUGGAAGAAGACGUAACGCCGAACUGGGAUUCCGCAGAGCUCCACACGCCGAUACCGAAUACUGAAGGUCUCCCGACCGAUGGGACGGUGAUGACGACCACUCAGCCGGAUGGCGAUCGAUUCCAAGUUCUCGAAGAGUUGAACAAGUGUAUCUUGGAUCGCAUCCGAUCCAGCACAGCGCGUACCGCUUUGAAAGAUCUGGAAAAAUCUCAUCGCCAAUGGCAGUACAAACACCAACAAUGCUGGAAUAAAUACAAAGAUCAGAGAGUACAGCAGAUCGGUGACCGGUACGUGACGAGACAGCAAGCGUGGAACAAAGUUCGCGAACCCCUCUUUCUGGACACCCCUACCGUAUCGACCCAUUGA
Molecule: messenger RNA, 1491 nt
Organism: Galendromus occidentalis (western predatory mite)
Lineage: Eukaryota; Metazoa; Arthropoda; Arachnida; Mesostigmata; Phytoseiidae
Exons: 11
Coding region: 1-1491 (496 amino acids)
Source: RefSeq, a predicted model, not a curated record